Messenger RNA from Pararge aegeria (speckled wood butterfly), 2178 nucleotides. RefSeq names its product hydroxymethylglutaryl-CoA synthase 1 (gene Hmg-s). The record is from RefSeq and is a predicted model, not a curated record. The coding region runs from base 389 to 1759 and encodes 456 amino acids. Gene Ontology annotation, biological process: acetyl-CoA metabolic process. The transcript has a single exon. Gene Ontology annotation, molecular function: hydroxymethylglutaryl-CoA synthase activity. NCBI's taxonomy places the organism in Eukaryota, Metazoa, Arthropoda, Insecta, Lepidoptera, Nymphalidae.
UUUUAUCUAAAAUAAUUAAAAUUCUGAAAAAUUCGAAUUGAAAUAAUAGUGGCCUUGUAUUUGAUAUAUUUCGUCAAGAUCACAUUACUAUUUGUCACAAGAAAAACUACGACAGACAAUGUAAUUAACGUUAUCAAGUCACGUAAGAGUAUAGGAAAGUUGGUUAGUUCCGCAGUAGGUCAAUGGUACGAGCAUCGCGUGCCGGUAACGAAGGACUGACGUCGGCAUCAGGCGAGUGAGCCGUGGGGCGAGGGAGUCGUCAGUCGAGUGUGGUUCAAGACGCGGCGGGCGGCAGUUGUUCAGACACCGCACGGUUAACACAUUCCUCCGCCUGUUAACGCGUUUACCGUGUCCGUGAAAGUUAUAAUCGUGUCACAUUACCGUAACGAUGGGCGGUAGAGUCGAGAACGUCGGCAUUCUUGCCAUGGAAAUAUAUUUCCCAUCACAAUACGUCGACCAACAGGAAUUGGAAAAAUUCGACGAAGUCGCCGCAGGGAAGUACACGAUCGGUCUGGGGCAGAGCAAAAUGGGGUUCUGUUCAGACCGGGAGGACAUAAAUUCUCUGUGCCUCACCGCUCUGCACCGGCUUAUUGAGAAGAACAAUAUAAAUCUACAUGACAUUGGGAGGUUAGAAGUUGGCACUGAGACCAUAAUAGACAAAAGUAAAAGUGUUAAAACUUUUCUUAUGACAUUGUUUGCAAAGGAAGGUGCAACAGAUAUUGAGGGGAUUGAUACCACUAAUGCUUGUUAUGGAGGCACAGCUGCUUUGUUUAAUGCAAUAAAUUGGGUGGAAUCAUCAUCGUGGGAUGGCAGAAAAGCCAUUGUGGUGGCUGGUGACAUUGCUGUGUAUGGCAAAGGACCUGCAAGGCCUACAGGAGGAGCUGGUGCUGUUGCAAUGCUGAUAGGACCUGACGCACCCUUAGUUUUUGACUGUGGAGUUCGUGCCUCAUAUAUGACCCAUGCUUAUGACUUUUACAAGCCAGACUUGGCAUCUGAAUUCCCCUUUGUUGAUGGAAAGCUGUCUAUACAGUGCUACCUGAGUGCUUUAGAUAAUUGUUACAAUUUGUUCUGUAAAAAAAUGAGGAAAGUUGACCCUGAUUUUAAGGGUUUAUUGAGUUUGGACGGUAUGUUAUUUCACUCUCCAUAUUGUAAGCUUGUACAAAAAUCACUGGCUAGAGUAAGUUUUAAUGAUUUUCUUAAUGCACCUGAAGGGGAGAGAGAAAAGCAGUUUCCCGAUCUAUCACAGUUUAGCAACUACCAAAGAGCGAACACAUAUUUUGAUAGAGAUGUGGAGAAAGCCUUUAUGACAUACAGCAAAGAACUUUUUGAAGAAAAAACCAAGCCUUCACUCAAUAUAGCUCGCAAUGUAGGAAAUAUGUACACCCCAUCCUUAUAUGGUGGACUUGCUUCAUAUUUAGUUAGCAAAUCACCGGACCAGUUAAUCGGAAAGAAGUUUGCCCUGUUCUCCUAUGGUUCUGGGCUAGCCUCAACUAUGUACUCUAUAAAUAUUUGUAAUGACAUGAGCGCUGGCUCCAAAUUAGAGAAACUUAUAAAUUCCUUAAACAAAAGUGUUGCAAUGUUGGAUCAAAGGCAAAGUGUAGAACCGCAGUUAUUCUCUGAUCUUAUGCAAGUGCGAACAGAAAAUUAUCAUACUGCACCAUAUGAGCCAUCAGGGCCUGUAGAUAUACUAUUCCCUGGCACAUACUAUCUUGUGAAAAUAGAUGACCAAAGAAGACGUACCUACGAUAGAAAACUAUGAAGCAUUUAUUUUUAAUAGUCAUUGUGUUGGGUGUAGGACAUUGGUUGUAUAGUAAGAAAUAUUUAAAUGGUAUUGUAACUUAAUUGUAACUGUUUUAAUACUUUUAUUGUAUAAAUUAAGGGAUGCAGCAUUGUUUUACAAAAACAAAACUUAAUUUAUGUAAUUAUAAUAAAAUUCAUGAACAUGGUUUGGGAUAAAUAUUUCCACAAUUCCAUCUACAAAAACAACUUUUACAGUAUAUAAUAGUCACUGUAAUAUACCUAAUGUGCAAUAAUGAUUUACUUAACUUAUUAGCUGUAACUGGAAAUGAUGAAUUUAUACUUCUUUAUAAAAGUUCAGUGUAAUUUCGUAUGGUAUUUAUUAUUCUGGAAGCUUUAUAAAAAAUUGUUAUAUAAAAUUACAUUUCGAAGAAAUAUACA